GUUUCUUUCCUUCUCUUUUCUUCUCGUUUGCUCUUUGAGACACGGCGUUCCCCAGAUUUCUCUUUGUGUUUACUUGCUGUUAAGCCCACUUAUCCAUCUCUUCAUUUGAAAAAUGACCGUCGUAAAGAACAUUUGCUGUAUCGGUGCCGGUUAUGUCGGCGGACCUACCUGUGCUGUCAUUGCCUACAAGUGUCCUGACAUUAAGGUCACCAUUGUCGACAUUAACCCUACACGUAUUGCUGCUUGGAACUCGGACAAUUUGCCUAUCUAUGAGCCUGGUCUGGACGAAAUCGUGUUUCAGUGCCGUGGCAAAAACUUGUUUUUCACCACUGACGUCGACGCUACCAUUCAAGAGGCUGAUCUGAUUUUCGUUUCCGUCAAUACCCCCACCAAGAAGUCCGGUAUCGGUGCCGGUAUGGCUGCCGAUCUUGCCUUUGUUGAAAGUGCUACGCGUCGUAUUGCCGAAGUCUCAAAGAGCUCCAAGAUUGUGGUGGAAAAGUCAACUGUGCCUUGCCGUACUGCUCAGAGCAUGCGUACUAUUUUGGACGCCAACUCUACCCCCGAAAUCCACUUUGAUAUUCUGUCAAAUCCCGAAUUUUUGGCUGAAGGCACUGCCAUCACUGACCUUCUCAACCCUGACCGUGUGUUGAUUGGUGCCCUGCAAACCCCCGAAGGAUUGAAGGCUCAGGAGGCUUUGGUCAAUGUAUACACACACUGGGUUCCCCGGGAUCGAGUGAUCACCACCAACUUGUGGUCUUCCGAACUCUCAAAGUUGGCAGCCAAUGCCAUGUUGGCUCAACGUAUCUCUUCAAUCAACGCCCUUUCGGCGAUUUGCGAAGCUACUGGUGCUGACGUCGAUGAAGUCGCUUAUGCUUGUGGUCGCGAUUCCCGUUUGGGACCCAAGUUUUUGAAGGCUUCUGUUGGUUUUGGUGGUUCCUGUUUCCAGAAGGAUAUUCUCAAUUUGGUGUAUCUGUCCCAGCAGCUGAAUCUGCCCGAAGUGGCCGAUUACUGGAAGCAGGUGGUGAUCAUGAACGAAUACCAGAAGAAGCGUUUUGUGCGAAAGAUCAUUUCUACUUUAUUCAACACCAUCACUCACAAGAAGAUUGCUGUUCUUGGUUUUGCGUUCAAGAAGGAUACCGGUGAUACCCGUGAAUCGGCGGCUAUCACGUUGAUCAAGGACUUUAUUCAGGAGAACGCCAAGGUGGCUAUUUACGAUCCCAAGGUUUGCCCCGAACAGAUCUUCAUGGAUUUGUCUGAACCCGGUGUGGUUGAUAACCGCAAGGAGUUGGAGAAGCAGAUUCAGAUUUGCGCAAGCGCUUACGAAGCAGCGGAAGGUGCUGAUGCGGUGGUCAUUGUCACGGAAUGGGAUGAAUUCCGCGAUGAUCAAAUUGAUUAUACAAAGAUCUACGACAGCAUGCACAAACCUGCGUUCCUAUUCGACGGUCGCUUGUUGGUGAACCCCACUAAACUUCGGGAGAUUGGUUUCAAAGUCAGCGUUAUUGGCAAGAAUGAGCUUGCUGGCACGGCCUAAAAAAUUCUAGAUCGUUUUUUUUUUUGUUUCUCGUUUCCCAAACUUGCAUUUUUCCUUAUUUCCCUCUUGUCCUUUUUCCAACUAUACCUCGUGUUCCCAAAUUGAGGCUUUAUUUUUGUUUCCAUUUUUAUAAAAAAAAACCGGCAUGAAGUAUAGAUAAAAUAAAUAAACUGCACGCAAACAGCUUCCUUGCAUGAAGAUUUUUGUGAGUCGUUCUACUAUUUUUGUUGGUUUUUUUUUUAUUGGCAACAACCCGGGAACCCUUUUUGAUUUCUUGGAAUAGUUCGUAUGACAUAAUUGCUCCGAUGGACGUUUGAGAUUAUGAAAAAUACGCAGAAUUUUAAUUGGGUAUGUCUAUGCUGCAACUUUAGAAGCACGCUCAGCGGUGAUCUCUGAAGAACAAAAAAAAAACAAAAAAAAAG
Molecule: messenger RNA, 1953 nt
Organism: Radiomyces spectabilis
Lineage: Eukaryota; Fungi; Mucoromycota; Mucoromycetes; Mucorales; Radiomycetaceae
Product: UDP-glucose/GDP-mannose dehydrogenase family, NAD binding domain-containing protein
Exons: 3
Coding region: 113-1531 (472 amino acids)
Biological process (GO): glycosaminoglycan biosynthetic process
Cellular component (GO): nucleus; cytosol
Molecular function (GO): NAD binding; UDP-glucose 6-dehydrogenase activity
Source: RefSeq, a predicted model, not a curated record